Messenger RNA from Talpa occidentalis (Iberian mole), 1502 nucleotides. It is a transcript of the gene ARRDC1, whose product is annotated as arrestin domain containing 1. The record is from RefSeq and is a predicted model, not a curated record. Gene Ontology annotation, cellular component: cytoplasm. Lineage: Eukaryota; Metazoa; Chordata; Mammalia; Eulipotyphla; Talpidae. Gene Ontology annotation, molecular function: ubiquitin protein ligase binding; ubiquitin-like ligase-substrate adaptor activity. Gene Ontology annotation, biological process: protein transport.
AUGGGGCGGCUGCAGCUCUUCGAGAUCCGCCUGAGCCACGGGCGCGUCGUCUACGGCCCCGGGGAGCCGCUGGCGGGGGCCGUGCGCGUGCGCCUGGGGGCGCCGCUGCCCUUCCGAGCCAUCCGUGUGAGCUGCAUGGGGGCCUGCAGGGUCUCCGGCAAGGCCAAUGACACCACGUGGGCGGCAGAGGAGACCUACGCCAACAGCUCUCUAUCGCUGGCUGACAAGGGGAGCCUGCCUGCUGGAGAGCACAGCUUCCCCUUCCAGUUCCUGCUUCCUGCCACAGUGCCCACGUCCUUCGAGGGCCCGUUUGGGAGGAUAGUGUACCAGCUGCGGGCCACCAUCGACACCCCACGUUUCUGCAAGGACCGCCAGUGCAGCCUCGCAUUCUACGUCCUGAACCCGCUGAACCUGAACACCAUCCCGGACAUUGAGCAACCCAACGUGGCCUCCACCACCAAGAAAUUCUCCUACAAGCUGCUGAAGACAGGCAGCGUGGGCCUCACUGCCAGCACCGACCUCCGCGGCUACGUGGUGGGGCAGGUGCUCCGGCUGCAGGUGGACAUCGAGAACCAGUCGGGCAAGGACACCAGCCCUGUGGUGGCCAGUCUGCUGCAGAAAGUGUCCUACAAGGCCAAGCGCUGGAUCUACGACGUGCGGGCGGUGGCGGAGGUGGAAGGUGCGGGUACGAAGGCCUGGAGGCAGGCGCGGUGGCAGGAGCAGGUGCUGGUGCCCGCCCUGCAGUCGGCCCUGCCCGGCUGCAGCCUCAUCCAUGUGGACUACUUCCUGCAGGUCUCCCUGAAGGUGCCUGAAGUCUCCGUGACCCUCCCGGUCUUCAUUGGCAAUAUUGCUGUGAACCACGUCCCCCUGAGCCCCCAGCCGGGCCUGGGGUUUCCUCUCCAGGGCCCGUCCCAGCUGGUGCCCUCAGCACCACCCCAGGAGGAGGCCGAGGCCGUGGCUGCGGGUCCCCACUUCACAGGCCCCGUCCCCCUGUCCACCAAGAUCCACCCACAGCAGCAGCCACCGCCCGCUGCCUGCCACUCGGUGCCUGGUGCCCCUGAGCCCCGUUCUCAGGAUGGCAGCCCCACCCCCCAUCCCCUGCCCCCUCCCUUGUGCAUUUCCACAGGUGCCACUGUCCCCUACUUUGCCGAGGGCUCUGGGGGGCCCGUGCCCACCAGCACUGUGAUCUUCCCACCCGAGUACUGCUCAUGGAGCUGCCCCUAUGAGGCUCCUCCGUCCUAUGAGCAGAGCUGCAGCGGUGCUGACCCUGGCCUGACCCCUGGGAGCUGAUCCUGCGCUGCCUCUCUAGGCGGGCUGACCCUGCCCUGGGCCUGGACGCCCGGGGCCUGUGCCUUUGCUCCAGCCUGGCCUGGCCCACUCAGGACCUGCCGCAGCAGGGAGCCCCUCGCCAGCCCCAGAGAGCCGUGGCCUCCAGGCCCUGCGCCCAGCCAGGGGUGGGGACGCGUCUGUGAAUAAAGUGCUUCGUGGUAGAGCCAGGCCCA